Molecule: messenger RNA, 3096 nt
Organism: Cervus elaphus (red deer)
Lineage: Eukaryota; Metazoa; Chordata; Mammalia; Artiodactyla; Cervidae
Gene: CDH9
Product: cadherin 9
Exons: 12
Coding region: 278-2647 (789 amino acids)
Biological process (GO): calcium-dependent cell-cell adhesion; cell morphogenesis; cell-cell junction assembly
Cellular component (GO): plasma membrane; catenin complex; adherens junction
Molecular function (GO): calcium ion binding; cadherin binding
Source: RefSeq, a predicted model, not a curated record
UUAAUCAGAAACGCUGAAUGGAAACCAAUCAGAUAGAGAGUUCCUUCGGCUUCAGCUUCCUGCCUGUCUGAGUUAAAAGUGAUGCUCGCUGUAACAGGAAGGCACAUUGAGACUCAGGAAGAUUCAGCUGAGAAGAUACUAUAAAAAGAGAAGAGAAGGAAUGAGAGAGAAGCAACGCCGGGAUCGUCAGCGCUGAGCAGGGCUAAACUCAAUUUCAUUGCGGAACAAGGGAAAAAGACAGUACAUUGAAUUUGUUUUCCUGCGGAAGCCACAAAUAAUGAGGACUUAUCAUUGCCUAUCACUAUUCAUCUGGACCUAUAUGUAUCAUACAACUGAUGCUCUCCCAUUUCAAGAAAAAGGUAACAGUGAUUUACCAAGUGAAAGAAUACUGGGUCUGACACAAGAUGAUGGUAAAAUGCUACAUCGCACCAAGCGUGGCUGGAUGUGGAAUCAGUUCUUCUUGUUGGAAGAGUAUACAGGUACAGACACACAAUACGUAGGCAAGCUUCACACUGACCAAGAUAAAGGAGAUGGAAAUUUAAAAUACAUAUUAACAGGAGAUGGGGCUGGCAGUCUAUUCGUCAUAGAUGAAAACACAGGAGAUAUUCAUGCGGCAAAGAAACUAGACAGAGAAGAAAAGUCCCUUUACGUUCUUCGUGCCAAGGCUAUAGACAGAAAGACCGGGCGGCAGGUGGAGCCUGAAUCUGAAUUUAUAAUUAAAAUUCAUGAUAUCAAUGACAAUGAACCAAAAUUCACAAAAGAAUUGUACACUGCCAGUGUUCCUGAAAUGUCUGGAGUCGGUACAUCUGUUAUACAAGUGACUGCAACAGACGCAGAUGACGCCAACUAUGGAAAUAGUGCCAAAGUGGUCUAUAGCAUAUUGCAAGGACAGCCAUAUUUUUCAGUAGACCCAGAAUCAGGUAUAAUAAAAACUGCAUUACCAGACAUGAGCAGAGAAAACAGAGAGCAGUACCAAGUGGUUAUACAAGCCAAAGACAUGGGAGGCCAGAUGGGAGGACUUUCUGGGACCACCACAGUCAACAUCACUCUGACAGACGUCAACAACAACCCUCCUCGAUUUCCCCAGAGUACGUAUCAAUUUCAUUCUCCUGAGUCUGUACCUCUUGGAACUCCUCUUGGAAGGAUAAAAGCCAAUGACCCUGACAUGGGGGAAAAUGCUGAGGUGGAAUACAGCAUUGCUGAAGGAGAUGGAGCAGACGUGUUCGAUGUCAUCACUGACAAGGAUACACAGGAAGGGAUUAUAACUGUCAAACAGAAUUUAGAUUUUGAAAACAAGAUGCUGUACACUUUAAAAGUGGAUGCAAGUAACACUCACCCUGAUCCACGAUUCUUACACUUGGGACCUUUCAAGGACACAGCUGUGGUUAAAAUAUCUGUGGAAGAUGUAGAUGAGCCUCCUGUGUUCAGUAAAGUCUUCUAUUUGAUAGAAGUAGAUGAAGAUGUAAAGGAAGGCAGCAUCAUUGGACAGGUGACAGCAUAUGACCCAGAUGCCAUGAACAAUUUAAUAAAGUAUUCUGUUGAUCGGCAUACUGACAUGGACCGGAUUUUCAGUAUUCACUCAGAAAAUGGCUCUAUUUUCACUUUGAAGCCUCUAGACAGGGAAUCAACUCCUUGGCACAAUAUAACCGUCACAGCUACAGAAAUAAAUAACUCAAAACAAAGUAGCCACAUUCCUGUCUUCAUCAGAAUUCUUGAUAUAAAUGACCACGCUCCAGAAUUUGCCAUGUACUAUGAAACAUUUGUUUGUGAAAAUGCAAAACCUGGGCAGUUGAUUCAGACUGUCAGUGUCAUGGACAAAGAUGAUCCUCCCCGAGGCCACAAAUUCUUUUUUGAACCAGUGCCAGAAUUCCCCCUCAAUCCAAACUUCACCAUUGUAGACAAUAAAGAUAAUACAGCAGGAAUCAUGACCCGAAAAGACGGGUACAGCCGCAGCAAAAUGAGCACGUAUUUGCUGCCAAUUUUAAUUUUUGACAAUGAUUAUCCGAUUCAAAGCAGCACCGGCACACUCACCAUUCGUGUGUGUGCUUGUGAUAAUCAAGGAAACAUGCAGUCCUGCAGUGCUGAAGCCUUGGUCCUCUCUGCUGGCCUGAGCACUGGAGCUCUCGUUGCCAUCCUCCUCUGCGUCAUCAUACUGCUUGUUUUAGUUGUGCUUUUUGCUGCAUUGAAGAGGCAAAGAAAAAAGGAACCUCUGAUAAUUUCAAAAGACGAUGUCCGGGACAACAUCGUGACCUAUAACGAUGAAGGUGGCGGGGAAGAAGAUACCCAAGCUUUUGACAUCGGCACUUUAAGGAAUCCAGAAGCAAGAGAAGAUAGUAAACUUAGAAGGGAUGUAAUGCCUGAAACAAUUUUUCAGAUAAGGAGGACUGUACCUCUGUGGGAAAAUAUUGACGUACAAGAUUUUAUCCAUCGAAGACUAAAAGAAAAUGACUCAGACCCAAGUGCACCUCCUUAUGAUUCACUGGCAACUUAUGCCUAUGAAGGGAAUGAUUCCAUAGCAGAUUCCCUCAGUUCUUUGGAAUCUCUUACAGCAGAUUGUAACCAAGAUUAUGAUUACCUCAGCGACUGGGGGCCUCGUUUUAAAAAACUUGCUGAUAUGUAUGGGGGUGAUGAUAGUGACCGAGAUUGAGUAUGGUAUGACUUCACGGAUGUCGGUGGAAGUACUCUCUUUGCUACUAGAUGGAGUGGCCUGCAUUCUCUUCCUUGGAGGAAAUUUUUAAAAAGUUAAAAUUACAAACAAUACGUAGGUGUUGUCUUAGUAAGAGUUUGCUUAAUCAGUAAGUUUCUGUGAAUGAAUAUGAAUGACAUAGAUUUUAAAAAGUAAUAAUAACCAGUUCACCCUCUUUGCCUAACAAUCUCUGAAGGAAAGUAUAUCACAUCAAUAAUCGAUAACAUAUACAUAAAAGGCUUUUUGUGCCUUUUCUUAGAUAUAAGAACUUUAUAAAUAAUGUUUUCUUAACUGACUUACAGUCACCUUUACUAUUAAAUGAAACAUUGUGCAACUGCUUUGUAAAUUAAUAUAAAAAAAUAUAUCCCUAAAGAAAUAGGAAUGACUAUUACUGCCAUAUUUAUUUAGUU